Leptosia nina is the source of this 315-nucleotide messenger RNA. Lineage: Eukaryota; Metazoa; Arthropoda; Insecta; Lepidoptera; Pieridae. The record is from the annotation of a GenBank genome assembly.
AUGUACGACUAUUUGGACAGCAUCGAAUACAAUAUCCAUAAGAAGAGUAAACAAUACGUGAGGAUCCAACGCAAGUCAGAUGAGAGGGCCGAAGCAGGACAUAAACUGUGUAAAUAUUGUGAUUUGUCACGUGCAAACAUUGGAGAUAUCUCGGCGGUUCAGCCUUUAUCUGAGACUCCUGGUGGCACAAGAGAGGAGUGUGUUCAAUGCGACAAACAUUUGUCAUGUAAAUAUUUACAGGAGGAACCCACACUAAAGCACUUUAGAGUUUCCUCAAUCACGCAACACUGCAGUGAACGGUUGAAAACUGCUUGA